CUGGCUGACACCCCCCUUCUGUAUGCUCGUUGCUUUUUUCUGCAUCAGAGUGGGAUGUAGCACACAGCUUCUCCUCACGCUCCAGUUUAUUUUCAGUAAAUGAUGGAAGCCAGUCAGCCUGAAGCCGUUUGGAUGGAGAGGAUUUCUUAUCAAUGAGAAGGACAACAUUUUCUGGGAGUUUGUAUUCAUGUUUGCAGUGGAAUGGAACUCAAUCAUUUCCUGUGUCUGCUGCUCUGUGCAGCAGUACUGACAGUUUCUGGAGUUUUUGGUGAAGAUGAGACCAGCGAGGCGAACAGGUGGGCCAGGCAGAGCCUCCCGGUGCUGCUGGACACACACACGGAGCCUUUAGACACCCCUUUGUUCAGAGGGCAGCAGGAGGAUGAGGAGAGAGGAGCGACAAGGACACUCUGUGGAAUAGAGUGUCAAAGCAGCCUACCACCUAUGGACCAGACUGAGCAAGAGAGGAUUCUGGGAUAUGAGACAGUGUAUGAGAAUGGCACUCGCACACACACAGAUGUCAGUUUGCAGGCUUUCAACAAGACGUCUGCAGGAACACCAGCCCACUCAUCAGCUCGCACUCGCAGGAAACGGCAGGUUUAUGGAGCAGAUGGACGCUUUGUGAUCUCUGACUCGCAUUUCAUCACCAACUAUCCUUUCUCUACCGCUGUUCGUCUCUCCACUGGCUGCUCUGGAGUCCUGAUAUCCCGGAAACACGUGCUAACAGCGGCACAAUGCAUCCAUGAUGGAAGGGACUACCUAGGGAGUGCCAGAAAGCUUAGAGUGGGGGUGUUGCAGCUUAAGACUAAAAGUAGAAGAGGGGGUAGGAGGAGAGGAGGGCGGCGGAUGGCUGGGAGGAAGGAAGAGGGGGAGGAGCCAGUAAGGGAGGAAGGUGAGGAGCAGAAUGGUGUAGAUAGAGAUGUUCUGACAGUGAGAAAGGGAGGCAAAGGCAGGAGGCGCAGGGGAAGAAAAGAGGGUGAGGAGGGUGUAGCAGAGUUGGAGAGAGGAGGGAAUCAAAGAAGUCUCAGCCGUAUACAACGUAGUGCUGAACCCAGGAAGCAGCCCGUCUUCCGUUGGACACGAGUCAAACAAACCAGAAUCCCUCAAGGAUGGAUCCAAACCAAGACCUCCACCAACUCUGUGUCCGCUGACUAUGAUUACGCUCUCCUGGAGCUGAAACGGCCCCUUAAACAGAAGUACAUGGAGCUGGGAGUGGUGCCCUCUGCCACCCCACUGGCACGGAUCCACUUCUCAGGCUAUGACGCCGACAAAAGCCUGCUGGUCGGGCGUGGAAAUGAGAAGGUGAUUUACCGGUUUUGCUCGGUGGCAAACAAGUCUGACGAUUUGAUGUACCAGCGCUGUGACGCGCAGCCGGGCGCCACGGGAGCGGGCGUUUACGUUCGUCUGAGAGAGGAAGUAGGAGGGGAAGGCAGGAAAGGGAAGUGGCAGCGGAGGGUGAUCGGGGUGUUUACAGGCCAUCAGUGGGUGGAGGUGGAGGGAGGUGAGCAGAGGGACUUUAAUGUUGCAGUGAGGAUUACUCCGGCCAAAUAUGCCCAGAUCUGUCACUGGAUCCAUGGAGAUCCAAGUUUCUGCAAAGAGUUUUGACUGCAAAACGAUGGAGCUGGAAAAAAUAUUUGUUGUCAGUUUAAUGAAGUCUCAAAGAUCCGGGCUUUUUUUUUUGAAAGUCUUAAGAAUGGUUCUAAACUUUGUCUUAUGACUUGAAUUUAUUUUAGUAAAAAAUAGGACUUUGUACAAAGAAGCUAACUUGUGUGAUUCCUGAGUUCAGACUGAAGUGUUGUCAAUUAAGGACUACAAUCAUGUCUGCCCAAAAUGCACUUCCUGAAGCGCUUCUGCUAAUAGCACACCUCCAGAGGUCAUGUGUCAUGGCUGCAUCACAGCUUUCUGCUUCAUGCACACCUUGUUGUAAUUAAGCCUAGCCUGUUGUGUCCAACAUAACU
This is a messenger RNA of Etheostoma cragini (Arkansas darter), 1955 nucleotides long. Its product is annotated as serine protease 23-like. Gene Ontology annotation, biological process: proteolysis. NCBI's taxonomy places the organism in Eukaryota, Metazoa, Chordata, Actinopteri, Perciformes, Percidae. Gene Ontology annotation, molecular function: serine-type endopeptidase activity. The transcript has 2 exons. The record is from RefSeq and is a predicted model, not a curated record. The coding region runs from base 202 to 1602 and encodes 466 amino acids.